AUCCCGUUCACUUCCGGUGACACUUCGAGUCACGUGAAGUCAGUUAGAAUGGCGUACUUCGGGUAGGGUUAGGCAUAUCUGUAGGCGAAUAUAGUUUUUGACAAUGACAGAACUACUUUUCAAGGUGAUCAUAAUAGGCGAUGCAACUGUAGGGAAAACAAGCUUUGUCAAACGUUACGUGAAUAACCAUCCAGGACGAGACUACAAACCAACUGUAGGAGUUGAUUUUGCUUUGAAAGUUAUCAAAUAUUCGGAUGAUACCACAAUACGACUUCAGUUAUGGGAUAUUGCUGGUCAGGAAAGGUUUUCAACGAUGACAAGAGUCUACUAUAAGGGAGCUGCGGCUUGUGUCAUAAUGUUUGAUCUGACAAGUCAACAGACAUUUAAUAGUACAAUAAAGUGGAAGAGAGACUUGGAUAGCAAAUGUACACUUCCUGAUGGAAAGACAAUCCCAUGUAUAUUAGUAGGGAACAAAAGUGACUUAUCAAGUACAAGGCCCAUUGAGAAAGAAGCAAUUGACAAGUUAUGCAGAGAAAAUGGCUUCUUGGGUUGGACAGAGAUGUCAGUCAAAGAAGAUGUCAAUGUAUCGGAGACAAUGGAAUACUUAUUAACAGAAUUGUUGGACUGCUACAAAGACAAUGAAGAAAAAGUUGCACCGAAGAACACCAGUACUGAUCAAGGAGGAUUUAUUGAACUCACAAGUCACAAGACUGCUAAAGAAAACACCAGCAGAUCAGGAUGUUGUUCAUAACUCACAAAAAAUAGAAGAACUGAUCAAGAUUUCUGUGUUUAAUUUUCUUUAACCUUCAACUCUGAGAAUGUGAUUGUUAACUCUCCCCUUCAGGUGCUGCACAUUUCGUGGUAAAUGAGUUACGAGAAUUUGGUGUUAGAUCAAGAUAACUUUUGCAGGAUAAGUUCCAGUAUUCUCAUAACUUGUUUGCCAGAUAAUUUAUUGAAAUUAUAGGGUAGAAGUUACAUAUUAAUCACUUCUAGGAGUUCAAGGGUUUACUAGUGAGAAUGCAUUAAUCUCUCAUGGUACCAUGUGGGAGAAUUUCAUAAUAUAUCAAGGGUAGUGUGACUGUAAAGUGUUAUAGCAGGCAGAUUUUUUCAAAAGUGAGUGCUUAAUUUUCAGAUCAAGUGUUGAAGCUACUAUAUUGGAUUUUCAAAAAUGAGAAAUCAUGGAAUGAGUAAAAAAGCCUACUUGGACAAGGGGAGGGAGUGUAUUAGUAAAAGAUAAUGGGGUCCCACUCCCCCACUGGGUUUUGCCCCAGGCCUUCCUCCUUCUGCCCAACCCGUUAACACUCAAUUUGAGUGUAUCUACACCAAGGGGUCCUAGGUUAUAAUGCUUAUGUGUGGUUAUCAUGCAACCAUUUGAAUUCUAUUUUUGUUACGGCAAAAAAAGUUGGAAAGGGUAGGAAAUUAAUUUUUUCAGUUUCAUGGGAGGGAGUUUCAUAGAUAGGGAAAUAAUUGAUAAUAUAUGCAAUAUGGUUUAUGUUCAAUUUGGUGUGUCUUGAAAAGUAGACAAUGUGUAUUUUUGCAUGUUUACACAGAGCUUAAAUUUGUAAUCUUUGCAUUUACCUGGUUUCAAAUGAUCUAGGUUUGCUAAACAUGCACAGUUGAUCAUACCAACCAUCAAAAAAUUUUUGAGUUGUCAAGAGUCCUUUAAAGCAGAUUGUUUUCGAUCUUCCAUUCCAGGGAAAAAAAUCAUUUUUCCCCUAGUAUUGUUGACAGGCAUUGUGAAGUGUGGUUUUUUUUUUUGCACAAUAGUGGUUUUCACUCAGCUUUGAUUUUGUUUGCACAUUAAAUACAAGGCAUGCAAAUUCUACCCAGUUAGCCUGCUGAGUACAAUUGCAUUACCAGGUUAAAAUUUUUUCAAA
Molecule: messenger RNA, 1877 nt
Organism: Stylophora pistillata
Lineage: Eukaryota; Metazoa; Cnidaria; Anthozoa; Scleractinia; Pocilloporidae
Product: ras-related protein Rab-29
Biological process (GO): endosome to lysosome transport; phagosome-lysosome fusion
Cellular component (GO): late endosome; trans-Golgi network; phagocytic vesicle
Molecular function (GO): GTPase activity; GTP binding
Source: RefSeq, a predicted model, not a curated record